UGAUCCCCCUCCCAGGCGGUAUCCUGAUCGAGUCAGGAAAACCCCCGGUUGGUUGGUGGACUAUGAAACUCAGUAAAUGGAGUAAUCAAGUGUACAAAGUGUAGAUAGCGUUGAACCAUGUCCUGUUCGCACGUUGAAGAACUUCAGAAAGUUUUUGUUGUUGUUGUUGUUUAUUUUGUUUUGUUUGAUCUUGAGAUCACGGGGGCGUGUGGUUAGCUGUGUGAUUCUCGGGAAAGUAGUCGAGUACGGUAGGCUACCUAUUUGACAUUGAAGAAAACAAGGACAGGCCGAGGCGUGAGCCACGGACUUUUGAAGACUGCGUGAGUAGCGGUCGAGGCGCAGAGCAGAGAGUUGCGACCAGUCAGUGCAAGUUGGAUCGCUACAUGAGCAGACUAUAAGUCUUUAUCAUGUCUUCCAAGCCGGUACACAUCCUGAGUCUUUCUGACCCAACGGUGCUAGAAUUGCAGCGUGCUCUCAAGCUAGCACAAAACACGGGAGCUUCCCCAGAUGUGAUUAAAUCAAUCAAGAUGGCGUUGGAGCUGGUGGAUCUCCGGGAGAAGUACACUGAUUCGGUCACCAGUGGAGAGACGGAAGUUUGCCAAAAGAUCCUCGCGGAGACCUAUAAGCAUGACUGGAAACGUUUGCACGCAGAUGGGAAAAUCAAGGUGGAUCUGUCGCCCGUGAUGAUGACAGGAAAAUUGGAAGGUCAGUUUUUAAAGUCUAUGGUGAGCAUUCAGAAGGCAAAGCGUGUUCUGGACAUCGGCAUGUUCACUGGGUAUAGUGCACUGUCCAUGGCUGAGGCCCUACCUGCUGAUGGAGAGCUUGUCACUCUUGAUUUUGAUAAGUAUCUGGAGACCUUUACCGGAUCUCUCCUUCGGGAGUCGCCUCAUGCCAAGAAAAUACAAAUCUUUAUCGGCUCACUCUCAGACUACAUGAAAGACACUGUGAAGGCGGGAAAAAGUUUUGACCUGAUCUUUAUGGAUGCCGACAGAUCUUAUUACCCAGAAUACUUGAAGGUUGUGGUGCCUCUCCGUGACGGCGUGGUGAUGCUGCGGAGAAAGGCGGACGUUGAUGGCCAAGUACCACAAUGAUCCAGAAACAAAACGUCGCCUCAGAACUAGAUGUAUUUUGUCCAGUUUUGAAAAAUCAAGUUUGAAAAAUUUCACCACAGUGUCUUUUGCUGCCGUUUUGAUAUUUUAAAAAAGUUCUUUUAACACCCAGAGAUGACAACUUUUUAUUUCCCGAAUUCAACAGAUGGUGGGUCGUUUGUAGCCGUGUACCUCUUUUUUAAAUGUUAUUUUGUGGAGCCUGGACAAUUUUUUAAAAAUAAUUAAUUUACCCAGAAUAAAGUGGGUUUUAGUCGUGUGGAUUUUGAACCCAGAGCUUUGUAAAAGAGUUAUUCUCUCAAAAAUAACUUGUGCACGAGCACAAAGGACAGAGCAUCAAGCUAGAGAAACUGAAAGGACAGAUCGAACACACAGGUCAGAACUGGUCUAUUGCGGGGCUCUCCGUCAGACGUAGAGGAGUUUGGGAUGCUCGGCUAUGGUUAUUGUUUGUCUUAGUGAUGGUUUCUUAUCAUGUAA
This is a messenger RNA of Aplysia californica (California sea hare), 1583 nucleotides long. RefSeq names its product O-methyltransferase MdmC. Lineage: Eukaryota; Metazoa; Mollusca; Gastropoda; Aplysiida; Aplysiidae. The record is from RefSeq and is a predicted model, not a curated record. Gene Ontology annotation, molecular function: S-adenosylmethionine-dependent methyltransferase activity; O-methyltransferase activity.